Molecule: messenger RNA, 1128 nt
Organism: Brachypodium distachyon (stiff brome)
Lineage: Eukaryota; Viridiplantae; Streptophyta; Magnoliopsida; Poales; Poaceae
Exons: 3
Coding region: 1-1128 (375 amino acids)
Source: RefSeq, a predicted model, not a curated record
AUGGCUCUUUACAUGGCUAUGAAUCUUUAUUUUUCAGGGUACAGAGAACCAUGCACACCAUCCGUCGUCCACUUCGACCAGAGCCUACGGCUGUGCCGUUGGCAUUGCCACUCCGACUAUUUUGUUUACCGGGCCGGCAAUGAAAGGCAACCGUCGCUUCAGCGGCUCCUGCGUCCGCAUCCCUUCUUCCACGACGACGACGUUGGUCUACUUAGCCGCGGCCCCCACUACACCGUCGCCGUGUUGCGGCCCGCCACGGGCUCACCGCUCUACGACCUCCACAUCUUCCACACUGAGAACCCAACGGAAUGGAUCCAUCGGAAGGUGUCAGUGACGGAGCCACAGCGCCGCUUCCCGCUGCUGAUCCCCAAGAACUGCGGUCGCCUCCUGUACCACGAGACGAGCACCGUUAUCUCUAUAGGAGGUGAAGCCGGCACCAUGGGAUGGGUCGACCUCUGGCACGGCAUCCUUCUCUGCGAUGUGCUCCGCGACGAGCCCACGCUCCGUGGUGUGCCUCUGCCUGUGCCGCUGGACCUAGUGAGCUGCGACAAUGGCCUGGGCACUGAACUUGGCAACCCAAUCCCCUUUCAGGGUAUUGCUUUCGUCAAGGGAUGUGGUGACAACCCCGAGGACUGCCUCAAGCUUGUUCAUUUGGAAACUAAGACCACUUUCGUCCCGGGUAACAUUGAAACAGGGUCUUUCUCAUACCAAAUGCACGACUGGACGAUCCUCACAUAUACCAACACUGCCAUGACAAGCUCCUGGAACGAUUGGCGCAGGGAUUGCAGGAUCCAAGCUUCUGACAUCACAAUCGACACCCAGAUCAAGUCAGAGUUGCUGCAAUCUGGACUGCUUGGUCCAGCAUCAGGCCAAGCCUUGCACAACCUAUUGGUCUCCCACCCUGCACCACACAUCUCUGCUGCUGCUGAUCAUCAUGGUAUUGUUUACCUGAUGGCCAGGAAAAAAUACCAGCACCCUGAGGGAUGGAUCCUCGCUCUUGACACCAGGAACAAGACACUGCUAGGUGCAGCCGAGUUUGACGUUGAAUGUCUGCCAUUUGCAUCCCACAUGUAUCGCCCUACUGGCAUUGCCAAGUAUAUUAAACCGAGCACAGUUUAUAUUGACUGA